AAACGAAAGUAGAAUACAGUAUAUAUGCAAAUUUAUAAACUACUGUAUAGAUUGUUAACCCGAUAAAAAAAACUUGACAUCUUAUAUUUAUGAGGAAACACAAAGCAAGAAAAUAUUAACGAUACGUAGACUUUCUAUACGAUAAUAUAUAAAAAUAAAUUUGUUCAAGCUUUUAACACGUAAACAUCCGGUGACGUCAUUGUAAUGGCGCUCUCCAUGAAAAUGAAAAUCUGCUUUUCAGUUUUGAAAACUAAAGUGCGUAGAUCUCAGUGCCGAGUUGUAAGAUAAUAGACGCAUUGAGUGAAUCCAAAUUGUAAAUAAUGUUUCGUCCACGGCAAAGAAGAGGUGGAAACUUAGGGGUAAUGCUGCUGGCCCUGCAAUUAUUCCAGUUUGGAUUUGACAAAAUACCUCCAGUCACUCUUAUAUCAAUCCUAGUACAAGCUGCAAUAUUCCUCCGUAUCGGUGACUUAGAUAGAUGGUUUGGAUCGACUCAUGAUGUGUGUAUCAGUACACAUUACAUUCUGGUACAAAAACAGUGGGGUAGACUUAUUUUAGGAACUCUAGUUCACGCCAGUGACAUGCAUCUUUAUUUUAACAUGGUGUCUUUACUGUGGAAAGGUGUUUUUCUUGAAAGACGUUUUAAAAGUCAAUAUUUUGCCUACCUGAUGGCAGUAUUUACAGUCUUGACUAGUGUGGUUCUGGUUGGACUCAAUUGGGUAAUGGCUGAGGUGUGUCAAGAUAGGUCAUAUAUGUUGACCUGUGCGGUUGGAUUCUCAGGUGUAAUAUUUGCAUUGAAGGUGCUAACAACACAUUACUCACCUCCAGGGCUCCACUAUGCACUGGGAUUCAUACCUGUGCCAUCUAAAUAUAUUUAUUGGGUGGAGUUAGGCAUCAUACAGCUUAUUUACCCAAACGCUUCAUUUACAGGUCAUUUAGCAGGUAUUCUUGUUGGUAUGCUGUACAUAAAAGGUCCUCUCAAAUUUAUAAUGGAUAGUUUCUGGCCACCAGAGCCAUCAUACAGAUAUACAGCAGGGAAUACAGGGUACCAGAGACCUAUUACUAGAGGAUAUACUACAGGUGGGAGACAGGCAGAAUAUCGUGCUAAUUACAAUGAUAACAGACAAAACGAUGACGGGAACCAGGCAUAUGACGAAUACACUGGUGGUCUAAGUGAGGAAGAACAGAUAAGACGGGCAACAGAAGAAAGCCGUCACAAUAACAGAGAUCCAAACAAUGGACAGCAGAGACUGUAUCCUGAUUUAGAUGAAUUACGAAGAAGACGGGCAGAUCGAUACACGUGAAAGAACUUGAGACAUUACGGAGUACUUUCUUUAAUUAUGAACAUUCAUCAAUACACGUGAAAUAGAAGAACUGGAGACAUUACAAACUACUUUCUUUAAUUAUGAAUAUUCAUUGAUACACGUGAAAUAGAAACUGGAGACAUAACAGACUACUUUCUUUAAUUAUGAAUAUUCAUCGAUACACGUGAAAUAGAAACUGGAGACAUUACAGACUACUUCUUUAAUUAUGAAUAUUCAUAAAGGCCAAGUGCAAAACUGUGAUAUUGUGGUGUAUGUCUUGGCAUGGGCAAUGGUGAUCAGCUUAUAUUGUCACCUUAGUGCAGAAAUGGGUUAAGUCCUCCUAAAUCUAAAAUGAUUUAACCAGUUAUUGCACUUAGGUGACAAUGUGAUCAUUAUGAGGGAAAAGUAUUGUAGAAAUAUGAAGAUAGUGGUCAUUGAUACUUUGAUUAAGAGAAAAGUUGGUUGAUGGCUAUCUUUAUUUGACAUUGCAAAAUAGUGCUUAUUUGUAUUAUAAAUUGUUUCUUUAAUUAUGAAAAAACAUAAAGUUUAAGGAUUA
This is a messenger RNA of Ruditapes philippinarum (Manila clam), 1857 nucleotides long. RefSeq names its product rhomboid-related protein 4-like. The record is from RefSeq and is a predicted model, not a curated record. Bases 321 to 1301 code for a protein of 326 amino acids. NCBI's taxonomy places the organism in Eukaryota, Metazoa, Mollusca, Bivalvia, Venerida, Veneridae. Gene Ontology annotation, molecular function: serine-type endopeptidase activity. Gene Ontology annotation, cellular component: membrane. The transcript is spliced from 7 exons.